CAACAUGAAAAUAAGACCGUCAAAAUUUGUUGUUUGCAUCGUGAUGGUGAUGUGGACGGUUUUGCAAAACGGCGUUGCGUCGCCGCCACAAUCAACUGGCAACCGGCAUCCGUCCAGCAGCAGGGAUCUCGGCAUGCUCAUGUCCGAGUUUGGGUCCACCGCCGCCGACACCUCAACACUAGGACAAUGGUCGGGUUCCAGUAUGCUGGAUCAGGACACGGAAAAACUGUUGAGAACAAAUGGAAGCCAUGGCAAAAUGUCCGACUUUCACUUUCUGAUCACAGGCGGAUAUCGGCCGGAGAAAAACAACUUGGUCAAAUAUGUGGUCUCUGUGCGAUCAGAACAGGAACGCAAAUUUUUUGGCGAUAAUCAUUUUUGCGGCGGAGCAGUCAUUUCCACGAAGGUCAUUCUAACGGCUGGCCAUUGCCUCUACAAGGGAACUUCCAGGAUAAAGGCCAGCAGGAUCAGGAUCGUGGCCGGUACGCCGCGACGGUUGCAGCGCACAGACCAAACGCAGAUCCGAGAGGUUUCUUCGGCAAAGCCCCAUCCGAAGUACUCGCCAAGGCAGCUCAAGAAUGACAUAGGCCUACUCUUGUUAAAGAAAGACUUGAGCCCUGAUGGCGAGUUCGUCCAAAUUAUUACUCUAUCAAGCUCCUCGCCACCGCCGGGACUGAAGUGCACCGUCGUGGGCUGGGGCACGGUCAUACAGUUCGGUCCAACUCCCGAUGAGGCCGUCAAUGGUGAUGUGGCGGUCAAUGAUAAAUCCUUUUGCUCCUCGCUGGAGGGCUUCUCCAAGGGCAUGAUUUGUGCGUCGGAUGCGAACGACCACGAGGUGGAUAGCUGCCAGGGCGACUCCGGUGGUCCCCUCAUGUGCAAUAGCAUUGUAGUUGGCGUCGUCUCGUUUGGUGCCGGCUGCGGCGAGCCCAAAUCGGCCGGCGUCUAUACGGAUGUUUCCUUCUUUGGUGAUUGGAUAAAGUCAAAUAGCAGCACUCGUAACGAGGUCGCCGUCACCCUUUCAUUCGUCUUGAUCCACCUACUGAUGCUUCUGAUCCAUCUGUCAAUAUAUGUUUAUUAGAUUUCA
Molecule: messenger RNA, 1081 nt
Organism: Drosophila persimilis
Lineage: Eukaryota; Metazoa; Arthropoda; Insecta; Diptera; Drosophilidae
Product: trypsin-3
Exons: 3
Coding region: 5-1075 (356 amino acids)
Biological process (GO): proteolysis
Molecular function (GO): serine-type endopeptidase activity
Source: RefSeq, a predicted model, not a curated record